AUGGCUCUUAUUGCUCUCAGAGUUGCAUUGUCUUGUCUUGUUUUUCUAUCUUGUGUGUGCUCACAUGAAUGCCUCCCCCCGCCGCCGUGCUACUACCUUGUGAGAGUUAAGACAGGAAAUGUACAGGAUGCAGGAACCGAGUCCGACAUCAGCCUCAUGAUCAACUCCUCCCAUCCCGGCAGAUACUUUACCGUCUACAACCUCCAAGGUUGGGGUAUAAUGGAUUCCGGUCACGCCUCCUUCGAGCGGGGCAGCCUCGACAUCUUCAGCGGCACAGGCCCUUGCUUCAAUGGCGACGUUUGCGCCAUCACUUUAAUCUCCGACGGGACAGGGCAAGCCCCAGGGUGGUACUUGGAAUACGUCGAAAUCACCAUCUUUGAAUGCUACGAUGCUACCAAGUUAACAUUCCCGGUGAACCAGUGGCUGGCUCAAGGCAAGUCCUAUCAUCUCCAUGCCAACGUCAACUUUAUGCUCCCACGACUUCUUUAG
This is a messenger RNA of Neltuma alba, 489 nucleotides long. RefSeq names its product PLAT domain-containing protein 3-like. Lineage: Eukaryota; Viridiplantae; Streptophyta; Magnoliopsida; Fabales; Fabaceae. The transcript has a single exon. The coding region runs from base 1 to 489 and encodes 162 amino acids. The record is from RefSeq and is a predicted model, not a curated record. Gene Ontology annotation, molecular function: protein binding.